Cryptococcus deneoformans JEC21 is the source of this 1248-nucleotide messenger RNA. Its product is annotated as oxidoreductase, putative. Lineage: Eukaryota; Fungi; Basidiomycota; Tremellomycetes; Tremellales; Cryptococcaceae. The transcript is spliced from 5 exons. The record is from RefSeq and is a predicted model, not a curated record. The coding region runs from base 288 to 1163 and encodes 291 amino acids. Gene Ontology annotation, molecular function: oxidoreductase activity.
ACAACUGCAACUGUCUUAUUACGUCUUGUUGCCUGAAGCCUCUCAAUCUCUUGUGACCCGGUAUUUGAGCACAGGAGAUCUUCACUUCACCACUAAAGCCGAGCACUCACCGCCGGUAUCGAGCGGCCCGGGUGGAGAUCAUUCUUAAUUCAUACUACAUAAUAUGAUCACACGCAAAGCGGAUCCGUCCAGGCGUACUUUCACACUUAUAUAUGUGUCUCAUCCAGUGAGAUCUUUUUUUUCCGCUAUCUUAUCAUUUUCACCUCAUUCUAGCUUAUUCCUGUAUCAUGCCACGUUUGACGAACGAGAGUACAGUAAACCUUCGUACAGGUCGCAAGAUGCCUCGUCUGGGGCUUGGUUCGGGGGGUCUCAGGGAUCAGACAGCAGUCGACGCCGUCGAGCAUGCCAUGAAAGUCGGCUAUCUGAUGGUUGACACAGCGCAGCAGUAUCAGAAUGAGCGGGAGGUCGGUACAGGUAUCGCAAAGUCCGGUAUACCUCGAAGCCAAAUAUUUAUUUGCACAAAAUGGCAACCUAGACCUGAUGGCUCAAUUGAGAGGCCUACUCCGGAGCAGGUCUGCCAAGAAGCGCACCAAUCUGUCUUGAGGUUGGAUCAAUCGGGUUCAGGAAAAGAAUAUCUCGACCUUAUGCUUAUCCAUCACCCUAGACCGGACCCUGAUGGCCGGGCCGUUCACUGGAAAGGAUUGGCUCUGGCUCAGAAGGAAGGUUGGGUGAAGGAUAUUGGGGUAUCAAACUUCAACGUAAAACAUCUUGAAGCACUUCCUGGACCUUUACCGGCCGUGAAUCAGCUAGAACUUCACCCUUGGUGUCAGCAACGCGAAGUCGUCGAUUAUUGUUCUGAAAAGGGCAUCGUCCUGCAGGCAUUCUGUCCAUUAGUCAGGAUCCGAAAGGACAAGUUCGAGGAUCCAGUCGUCGUCAAGGUUGCUAAGAAGCAUGAGAGAGCUGAGGCUCAUAUCCUGCUGAGAUGGAGUUUGCAGAAAGGAUUUAUUCCCAUCCCCAAGGCUAGUUCGGCGGAGAGAAUUGAAGCUAACAAGGAUCUCUACAACUUUGAGCUAGAUUCUGAGGAUAUGGAAGAGCUUGAUGGCCUAGAUCAAGGGGCUUCUGGAAGGGUGUCUGGUAUCGACCCUGCACAUUUGCCUGAUUGAUGUGCUAUAAAUUUCGUGGUGGUCAUUGAUGCAGUGUAUAUAUUGAAUCCCGUCACUGUUUCGCAUGUAUAUUUGGUAGAUCAGU